AAUAAUAAAAUAUUUGGAAGCAAUUUUUAUUUUUCGAAACGGAACCCGCGCCUCCAUUCUCACGCACUGCAAUUCAAAUUCCAGAUUUGCAAACGUCUCUGUUCAAACUGCUCAACAAUGAGAAAAGCCCUAAAAAGAAGCUCCUGCAACAGCAGUUCAAAAGAACAAACUCAAAAGAAAAGGAAAAAAUUAGAUACAAACAAUGUCUCGAUAAUUCAGCAGCUAGGUCAGAUUUCUCCGUUUAAUCCCCAGCAGAAAUCUCCGAUCCUCAAUCUAGCUAAUCCUUCUCGCUUUCAGCAGCUUCUCGAAUCUGAAAGCGAUGUUGUCGCGCCUCAAUCAGACUGUAAGCCUUCGUCGAGUGUCGAGUUCAAUUUCGAUGUUGGUAACGCGAAUGAGAGAGUUUUUGUUCUCAGCCAGGAUUUGUUUUGCACUCCGGAUUAUAUUACUCCAAAUGAGGCUCCGAUUCCCAAGACUUUAGAUUGCAAUGAGGAAGAUGCGUGCCCGAAGUCACCGGAGAAAAUAAAGACGGUUAAAGCCAAGAAACAAAUGCAGAAUGCAGCUUUGGCAAGCAUAACUGGAGCUAGUUUCCCUUAUGAUCAGCUAGUAUCAGAACUUCCGGAUGAUACAUCUGUCAGUCAUGAUUGUGAUUCAGUAAAAGAAAUAGAUUCUGAAUUUCAGAAGAAACCAAAUUACAUUUCUCAGUCUGCAGUGGCUUUACGCUGUCGAGUGAUGCCUCCCCCCUGCAUGAAGAAUCCUUACCUUAUGGAUGAUUCAGGUGUCGAUAUAGACCCAUUUGGCAGUAGCAGAUCUAAAUGUGAAGGCCUUUUUCCUUCAGCCAUUGGCGGUGGUGACCUUCCACGCUACCGUACAGAUUUUCAUGAAAUAGAGGAAAUUGGUUAUGGAAACUUCAGCCGUGUUUUCAAAGCUUUAAAGCGAAUCGAUGGUUGCAUGUAUGCAGUAAAACAUAGCACAAGACAACUACAUUUGGACACUGAAAGGCGUAAAGCUUUGAUGGAAGUACAAGCUAUGUCUGCUUUAGGAUCUCAUGAAAACAUUGUCCGCUAUUAUAAUUCUUGGAUUGAAAAUGAGAAGAUCUACAUUCAAAUGGAACUUUGUGAGCGUAGCCUAUCCAUCAAUGGAUCAUCUAAAUUAUUCACAGAAGGAGAGGUCUUAUUAGCAAUGCACCAGAUAGCCAAGGCACUGCAAUAUAUACAUGAGAGAGGGGUUGCCCACUUAGAUGUGAAGCCUGAUAAUAUUUAUGUCAAGAAUGAUGGAUAUAAACUUGGGGAUUUCGGAUGUGCAACUCUCCUGGAUACAAGCCUUCCAAUUGAAGAAGGCGAUGCACGUUAUAUGCCCCAAGAAAUCCUGAAUGAGAAGUAUGAUCAUCUUGAUAAGGUCGAUGUGUUCUCUUUGGGGGCUACCAUAUAUGAGCUUGCUAAGGGGUCAGCUCUGCCAGAGUCUGGUCCUCAUUUUCUACAUCUCAGGGAAGGAAAACUGCCACUCCUUCCUGGCCAUUCUAUCCAAUUUCAAAAUUUACUCAAGGCGAUGAUGGACCCAGAUCCAGCACGGCGACCUUCUGCAAAAGAAGUUGUUGAAAACUCACUUUUUGAUCGAAUCCGCAUAACUUCAAAAACUAGGUAAAGGCUUUGAAAUGCUUAUAUGAAGUGUAUACUGAAUUGUAAUUAUUGUCUUAAUGUAGUGCGCCAUAGUUUUGAUUGACAUGGUGCUCAUUUUGUAAAAAUGAAGUUUAAUGCUUACAUGAAGUGUAUACUGUAUUUGGAGAAGUGUUCAGUACCGUAUUCUGAUAAUUGGGUUGUAUUAUUGCAAAUUGCAAUUAUUGCGUGGAACUGCAAAACUUGCCUUACUCCCAUUCUCGUACUCCCUCUGUCCCUCUCAUUUGUUUACAGUUUUUUUACACUGUUCGACACGCAUUUCAAGGCGUAUAUAAAACAUAGUUAUACAACUUUUUUUUGGAAAAUUUCUUUUUUGUAUAAAAAUAUAAACAUCAAACUUUUAUUCAGAAGAAAAAAAAGUUCAAAAUAAUUUAUCAAACUACGUUUUAUAAGAGCAUUAGAAUGCGUGCCGAGCCCCCGUCCCCCAAUGUAAACAAAUGAGGGGGACGGAGGGAGUAAUAUUUAGUGCA
Molecule: messenger RNA, 2143 nt
Organism: Daucus carota subsp. sativus
Lineage: Eukaryota; Viridiplantae; Streptophyta; Magnoliopsida; Apiales; Apiaceae
Product: wee1-like protein kinase
Exons: 10
Coding region: 118-1641 (507 amino acids)
Biological process (GO): protein phosphorylation
Cellular component (GO): cytoplasm; nucleus
Molecular function (GO): protein tyrosine kinase activity; ATP binding
Source: RefSeq, a predicted model, not a curated record